This is a messenger RNA of Colletotrichum destructivum, 2708 nucleotides long. RefSeq names its product Putative S-adenosylmethionine decarboxylase. Gene Ontology annotation, biological process: spermine biosynthetic process; spermidine biosynthetic process. Gene Ontology annotation, cellular component: cytosol. Lineage: Eukaryota; Fungi; Ascomycota; Sordariomycetes; Glomerellales; Glomerellaceae. Bases 895 to 2463 code for a protein of 522 amino acids. The record is from RefSeq and is a predicted model, not a curated record. The transcript is spliced from 3 exons. Gene Ontology annotation, molecular function: adenosylmethionine decarboxylase activity.
CCCCUCCCCCUCCUCCACCGGUCAGAACCACAGCAACCGCUAAACCACAACCACAAACCACGACGAUACACCAGAAUCUCGUCUCGAGCUUCAAAAUUGGCUUCUUUGGGCCUCUUUUUUCUUGCCGCUUUUCCCUCCGUCUUUCAAACCCGAACCCCCACCCCCCCUUCACCCCCUCCUCGGUUGUGCAACGCGCAAAACUCUCGAAUCCUUUUUUUUCCCAUGACCUCUACCGUCACAACCACCACUACACCACACCAGACUUGACCAGCACUUUUGCAACAGUGAUCCCGCACUUUACCUGGCGGCUCAGCUUGCUGCUCCUCGCGAACACCGCGAACACCGUCGAUUCCUGGCCGUCUAUGAACCAAGUCGACCUUCUCCGCUUCCUCUCCAAACCCGCAAAGCCCAGAUAACACCUGCUUAAACGCCAGGCAAAACAAAUCCCACUUCGAUAUACACAACCGACGAGUCUACAGCGCUCUUCUCCGCCCUCCCUCCUCGAACUCUCGAUCGCGCAGAUAACCUCGUCUGCUAGGUCCGAUACUCCACCACAGGUAUCGGUGUCUGCCAGAGCGAGGCCCACCAGUAGAGACACAAUUCCGGUCCUUAGGGUCAUCUUCAUCCCCCUUCAAGCCCGGCCUCCCUAACGUCCUUUCGAGAGACGUUAAGACACCCUCCGAAUCCUGUUUGCUGCUGGCUCCGCCAGCCUCCACGAACGUCCACCCUCCUGUGGGCCUACUCUCUCAAACGGACGCCGCAAAGUUCGUUUGAGCGGUAGCUAGUGUCCCGCGGACUUCUAGCCCGGAUACCGACCCGACCCUUUUCGUCCGACCAACCCCCAUACUCUCGUGAGUUUCCCGGGUCGCGCCCUGUAAGCCAGUCCAGCAGAAGAUGGUCAACCCCUCGGUCCCCAACGACUACGCCCUCUCCCCGGCUGAGGCGACUCCUCAUCUGACCAUCAAUCACGAUGUGGCCGCCGACCUAGACUCGAGCAACGCCUUUGAAGGCCCCGAGAAGCUCCUCGAAGUCUGGUUCGCCCCCGGCCCGGAGUCGCUCCCUGCGAGCGCCCAGCCCAAUGGACUGAAGGCCGUCUCCGCCGACACCUGGGUCACCAUGCUCGACAUGGUCAACUGCAAGAUCCUCUCCGUCCUCGAGUCCGAGUCCGUCGACGCUUACCUGCUGUCCGAGUCCAGCUUGUUCGUCUUCCCCCACAAGCUGAUCCUUAAGACGUGUGGUACCACCACGCUGCUGCUGGGUCUGCAGCGCCUGCUCCACAUCGCCGCCGAGCACGCCGGUUUCCCGUUCCACAAGGCUGAGAACGCGACCGAUGUCAAGGCUGCCGCGACCCCCUACCGUGUCUUCUACAGCCGCAAGAACUUUUUGUUCCCCGAUCGUCAGCAGGGUCCUCACCGCAGCUGGAGGUCUGAGGUCAAAUAUCUGGACGACCUCUUUGAGGGCGGCAGCGCCUACAUGGUUGGCAAGAUGAACGGCGACCACUGGUACCUGUACAUAACCUCGCCCAACCAGACGUUGACCCCCCCUCGGACUCCGGACGAGAAGGAGGCGGCUCUUGGGGAGUCCCCCUCCAAGAUUCCCACUGGCAGCGUCGCCAGCUUUGGUAGUGGCAUCGAGGAGCGCAGUGACGAGACUCUCGAGAUUCUCAUGACCGAUCUCGACCCCGAGAAUGCGAAGCAGUUCUAUUUGUCGCACGCGAGUGCGGUCGCCACCGACAAGUCGCAUCUUUCGCAGACCCAGGCCGCUCGAGAUGACGCCCACCAGAGCUUGGGUGACCUGUCUCGGGUCCCCGACAAGGCGGGCGAUGAGCAUGUCGACGUCUUUGAGAACACGUGCGAGUCGGACCUCAACGACGGCGAGCGUGCCACGACCGAGGCCUUGACGACCGAGGGCCACGCCAUCGGUACCGUCGUCUCCGAGGGCUGCGGCCUGUCCAGUGUCUAUCCCACCAGCAAGUAUCCCGGUGCUCGCGUCGAUGCGUACCUCUUCAGCCCCUGCGGCUUCUCCGCCAACGGCGUCGUUCCCGCCGUGACGGUCGAGGAGGAUGCCUCCAAGAGCGAGAAGGGCGGGAACGCCGCUCACUACUUCACGGUCCACGUUACCCCUGAGCCCAACUGCUCCUUCGCCUCCUUCGAGACCAACGUCCCUGGAGGCCAAAGCGGCCGCACCACGGCCGAGAUCAUUGAGCACGUUGUCGAUAUCUUCAAGCCCGGCCGCUUCAGCGUCACACUCUUCGAGGCCAAGGGCAAGAGCGCCAACCCCUACGGAAUGGGCGACCAUGCUUCCCGCACGACCGCCGCCCAGCGCCUCGUUGAUCCUGUUCGUGGAUACCGUCGCAUUGACCGGAUCGUUCACGACUUUGAUGACUACGACCUCGUGUUCCGUUUCUACCAAAAGGAGGACUGGGCGGGCGAUCGUGAAGCCCGCCUCGGAGAGCUGAUGUGAACCGACCUCGAAUUCGGGGAGUAAAACGACAUCCAUCAUCUUCUAACAGGUUUUCCUUCCGAUUUAUGUGAGCACCGUUGGCUUGGGUCCAAUGGUUCCCUGCCAAAUUGCGCCAUCGUGGAUGCCACGAAUGGAUUCCGUCACCGAGCGAGGCUCUUCUCUCGUUCAUCGACAAUGUCUGCUUUCAGCAAGUGGCACAUUUCCCUUUGGAUAAGGCUAUCCCGUCAAUAUACAUUGAUUUUGAG